CUCUACAAUAGAAGUUGACGAAGCUCUGAAAAAGUGAAAAUGCCAUAACUGUUGCCUUCUCUUUCGCAAACGCUUAUUGCUAAUCUUCGUCGUCGUCAUCUCCACAAUCCACCAAAACCUAUCUCCAUUUUUCUCAAAUUCAUACGAUUUCACCCCAUCCCCCAUAAUUAAUCCACCCCAUUCCCAUCCCUUUUUAUCCUCUAUAAGAAUCCACGGACCAGCCUCUUCUCUCCCAUCUCCAACAAUGGCUUCUCCUCUCAUACUCACCAUUUUCCUCUCUCUCUUCCUCCUAUCCUCCGCCCUCGACAUGACUAUAAACAUAAUCCCCUACGAUCACACGGCUACUUCCCACGAGAAUCUGGUGUCGGUGUACGAGUCCUGGCUUGCGAAGCACGGCAAGUCCUACAACGCCAUCGCCGAGAAGGGUGACCGCUUCGAGAUUUUCAAGGAUAACCUCAAGUUCAUCCGCGAGCACAACUCCGUCGACCGCCCCUACAAACUGGGGCUCAACCGCUUCGCCGAUUUGACCAACGAGGAGUACCGGUCGAUGUUCGUCGCUGGGCGCCUGCACCGGAAUGACCGGUUCAUGAAGCCACGGCCGAGCCAUCGCUACGCUCUCAACGCAGGGGAGAAGUUUCCCGAUUCUGUUGACUGGAGAGACAAAGGCGCCGUUGCUCCGAUUAAAGAUCAGGGCCAGUGUGGGAGUUGCUGGGCUUUCUCAACGAUCGGUGCUGUGGAAGGGGUGAAUCAGAUAGUCACCGGAGAUUUGAAGGUUCUGUCAGAGCAGGAGCUAGUUGAUUGUGAUACAUCAAGCAAUCAGGGUUGCAAUGGUGGAUAUAUGGAUGAUGCAUUUGCUUUCAUAGUAAAAAAUGGUGGCAUAGACACAGAGAUUGACUAUCCCUACAGCGGCGUUGACGGCACUUGUGAUAUCAACCGGAAAAAUGCCAGAGUAGUCUCCAUAGAUUCGUACGAAGAUGUCCCUGAGAACGAUGAGCAAGCCCUGAAGAAAGCCGUGGCGAAUCAGCCAGUCGCUGUUGCUAUUGAAGCAGGGGGCAGAGCUUUCCAGCUCUAUGAAUCGGGUGUCUUCACCGGUCACUGUGGGACCGAGCUAGACCAUGGCGUGGUUGCUGUUGGAUACGGUACUGAGAAGGGAAAAGAUUACUGGAUAGUGAGAAACUCAUGGGGGAUGAGCUGGGGAGAGGAAGGGUACAUCAAGGUUGAGCGCAACGUGGCUAAUGUGAGCAUGGGGAAGUGUGGUAUAGCGAUGGAAGCGUCUUACCCUGUCAAGACAGGGCAGAAUCCGCCUAACCCUGGGCCGUCUCCUCCAAGUCCGGUGAAACCCCCUGUGGUGUGCGAUGACUACCAGACGUGCCCGGAGGGGAGCACCUGCUGCUGUGUGUACCAAUAUGGAAGAUUCUGCUUUGGCUGGGGCUGCUGCCCAUUGGAGUCUGCCACGUGCUGCGAUGAUAGCGAGAGCUGCUGUCCACACGAAUACCCUGUCUGUGAUGUUGAUGCAGGAACUUGCCUAAUGAGCAAGGACAAUCCGCUGGGGAUACCAGCGCUCAAACGAGGCGUGUCAUCGAAGCCAAAUUGGUCGAACCGUGUGUUUGGGAGGAAGGCGAGCAGCAGCAGCAGUGCUUGAGAUUGCUGCAAGGGAAGUUAUUGUUUUUGAGGAGUAGAGAUGGAAACCCUUUCUCAUCCUCAUCUUAUUCAAUCCGGAACACUUUUUUUCUGUAUAUAUUUAUCCCUUCAGUAAUUUGAUGUAUUCAUGAAUUGUUACUUCACUCUAUUGUUAGUGCUUUAAAGAAUUACUACAUAUGUAAGAUGCUUUUUAUCUCGUUGAAAGAAAAUAUGUGUUAAAGAGUUAUCGAUUAACAUGAGAAACUGAUUUAGUUUCUUUGGAAUUACUAUAAAUUUGAGAUGCUAAAUCGUA
Salvia splendens (bonfire salvia) is the source of this 1933-nucleotide messenger RNA. Its product is annotated as cysteine proteinase RD21A. Gene Ontology annotation, biological process: proteolysis. Lineage: Eukaryota; Viridiplantae; Streptophyta; Magnoliopsida; Lamiales; Lamiaceae. Bases 245 to 1642 code for a protein of 465 amino acids. Gene Ontology annotation, molecular function: cysteine-type peptidase activity. The record is from RefSeq and is a predicted model, not a curated record. The transcript is spliced from 5 exons.